AGCGCUCCCACGGCCGCCCGCAGGGUCCUAACGCCGCCCGCCGCUCUCCGCUCCGCCGCCCCUCGCCAUGAAGGUCGCCGCCGUCGCCCCGUCGCCGCUGCCCGCCGGUCCCGGCGGGGCGCUGAAGGCGGUGCGGCCCGGGGAGGCCGCCCGCUGCGGGCCGGGGCCGGGCCCGGGGGCGAUCGCGGCGGAGCAGGCGGCGGCCGCGCUGCUGUACGACAUGAAGGGCUGCUACUCGCGGCUGCGGGCGCUGGUGCCCACCCUGCCGCGGCACCGGCGGGUCUCCAAGGUGGAGCUGCUGCAGCAUGUCAUCGACUACAUCUGGGACCUGCAGCUCGCGCUGCAGCCCGGGCCCCCCCGGCCCCCCGCCGCCGCCGAGCCCCCCGAGGCUCCGUGCAUGCCCGCUGCCGACCGCAUCCUGUGCCGCUGAGACCUCCACGGACCUGCCGGGACCCCCAGCGCCGCGCCCCGGAUGGGACCCCCGGGCACGGAUGGGGCCCGCGGCUGCGGGGCUGCAGCCAGGGCCCCCCCCAGGGCCCGGCGGCUGCGGCUCGUAACCUUCUCAGAUUGCUGAGAGCAUUCCCUGUAUUGUAUAUUACAAUGAUGCUGGAGAAUAUUGUUCUACAAUAGCUGGAGUUUUGUUAUUAAACAAGCCCUGAUUACCAGG
This is a messenger RNA of Cygnus atratus (black swan), 667 nucleotides long. RefSeq names its product inhibitor of DNA binding 1 (gene ID1). Gene Ontology annotation, cellular component: cytoplasm; nucleus. Bases 68 to 430 code for a protein of 120 amino acids. Gene Ontology annotation, biological process: cell differentiation; negative regulation of transcription by RNA polymerase II; circadian regulation of gene expression. Lineage: Eukaryota; Metazoa; Chordata; Aves; Anseriformes; Anatidae. The record is from RefSeq and is a predicted model, not a curated record. The transcript has 2 exons. Gene Ontology annotation, molecular function: protein dimerization activity; transcription regulator activity.